AUGCAUAUUCACCAGACCAUACCUGUGAAUAUUGUGGAUCCUGUGACAGCAGCACCGUCGCCACUAGUGAAGCACAUUGAGGACCGUACGCUGUACGCGUACCGCAACAUGGGAUUCGCGCUCACGCACUACCAUCCCGCUUUAAGUGGUGUGAGCUGCCACCCGCUUGUCAUUGAAAACAUGAAUCAGCUACGCGUCUAUCACAGAAAGGAGUACAUGUACCACGUGUUACUGCGUCGCACGUACAAUGUGAAGACGUUUCAGACAACAUUGGGCAUUAUGGCAGACCCUCAAGAGCCAUUUAACGAACUGGAUCAGUUAAUCGACGCGAGGCAGUUUGAAUACCGUCACACGGGAGCCGAUCAGGAUAUCAUCAAGGAUUACUGCAGACAUAUUGGUGUUCCCUUUGCCCCUGCAACACAUAUGCGAUUUGAUGCAUUGGCUGUGAGCCCUCACGCAUCGGCCUUCAUCGCCUCAUGUGACAAACUAACAGAGGAAUUUGUGUUAAACUUUGUGCGAACGGCACACUACACAUAUUACCUACAUCAUCGCACCGCCAAUCCGCGCUACCUAGAGGCAUGGGGAAGGAUCUAUGGGCCUCCCAAGAUGAAUUCGGCACGGCCAGUCCUGUUGUACAUUGGCGUUGGACCGCAGGAGUUUCCAGAGGACCCCAUGGACGAAAAGACGCGGCGUUCGCUGAGCUCGUUAGUGACGCAGGCGACGUGUCGCGUGGAGGGACCGCCAGCAGAGCUGUUGCAGGAGUGCAUGCCUGCAACGGCGGUACAAAUUGCUCGACGGCACGGCGUGCGCGUGCUACAGCGGUGGAAGAUGCGCUACUUCAUGGUGCGGCACUGA
Molecule: messenger RNA, 855 nt
Organism: Trypanosoma grayi
Lineage: Eukaryota; Euglenozoa; Kinetoplastea; Trypanosomatida; Trypanosomatidae
Exons: 1
Coding region: 1-855 (284 amino acids)
Source: RefSeq, a predicted model, not a curated record